Molecule: messenger RNA, 897 nt
Organism: Fusarium subglutinans
Lineage: Eukaryota; Fungi; Ascomycota; Sordariomycetes; Hypocreales; Nectriaceae
Product: SRPK2 bound unphosphorylated
Exons: 3
Coding region: 1-897 (298 amino acids)
Biological process (GO): intracellular signal transduction; protein phosphorylation
Cellular component (GO): cytoplasm; nucleus
Molecular function (GO): ATP binding; protein serine/threonine kinase activity
Source: RefSeq, a predicted model, not a curated record
AUGGCGGAUACAGAUGAAACAAUGAUCCCGCGAGUUCUUGACUGUUUCAUUGUUAAAGGGCCCAACGGAUUACACCCAUGUCUUGUCACGACACCUGCACGAUGUAGCCUCAUAGAUACGAAAGAUGCGUCUGACUUGGGCCUCUUCCAACUAGACGUGGCCCGGUCUCUGGCUGUUCAAGUUACAAAAGCUGUUGCCCAUGUCCAUUCACGCGGUUAUGCCCAUGGAGCCUCGCUCAACAACUUGACGAUCAACCAGCUGUAUGCAAAGUUCGGUGCUCCAAUACUGGAGCCCAUUGUUCGUCUAGACGGGUCUGUAGAACCGUUACCAACAGGCGUACCUUCUCAUUCUGUUCUCCCUGUCUGUCUUGGCUUACCGAGUGAUGAUAUCUCCCUGUGCGAUGCCAGACUCUUACUGAGUGACUUUGGUAUCGCCUUCCGGCCAGAAGAUAAGACAAAAUGCGAGUCCAACGCACCAAUUGUUGCCCGGCCUCCCGAGUCUUAUUUUGAGCCAACAAAGCCUCUCACUUUCGAAUCAGACAUAUGGAGCCUCAGUUGUCUGAUUUUCGAGUUAUUUGCCCAUCGCUCCCCAGGACGACAUUACUGCGCAACAAGUUCAUCUGCAGGUAAAGGCCAGGCGCUCAGUAACGAGCGGGAUAUCUGGUCAUGGGACAGGCGUUUCAGCGAAUGGAUACAGGAGCCGAGGAAAUCGGAGGGUACGGAAACCAUCAACUCAGAGGAGGCGGCUGCGCUAUUGGACUUACUGAAACGAAUGCUUGCAUGGAAGCCUGAGAAUCGGCCUCCGGCGCAGCAAAUUUUGGAGUCCGAAUGGGUGAAGGAAUGGGCUUUGCCAGCCUACAACAAAACCAAGACAACUUCAGAAGCCGCAAGAGCAUGA